AUGCAAUCAAAAUUAGUGGUUGGUGGUUGCAGUUUCCACUGAGGCUCGCAGGAGGCUCUGAAUGGUGCCCAGGUGGAGUCUGCUCGGAGCCGAUCCGCAACGGCCCCGAAGUCGCACCGACCCAGUACGGAGGUACUGCGAAAGUGCAGGUGUCCUCAACACCUUCAGGACUGCUCGAUGAGUUCGCGACAAUCGACUUCACCAACGCCAUCACCGUCUCCCACGAUCCUCACAAAUUCCCGCCAUUGACUAAGAGAUUGAACAUUGAGCUCGCCUUUUCUUCCAUUCUCAACGCGCACAUUCAAUCGGCCUGUUACUUGGUAGCAGCACUUACAGCCACCAGUUUACCAUCUCUCACAAUGUUAUCCGCCUUAGGAAAUCCGCGGCAAGCCGCCGCCCAAAUUCUGAAUUUCGGAUUGAUUCUAUCAACGGCAUUCAUGAUGUGGAAAGGACUAUCUGUUAUCGCCGACUCGCCCUCACCCAUUGUCGUCGUUCUCUCAGGGUCCAUGGAGCCGGCCUUCCAGCGUGGGGAUUUACUCUUCCUAUGGAACCGAAAUUUGCUCGAGGAUACCAAGGUGGGCGAGAUUGUGGUGUAUAACGUGAAGGGAAAGGAUAUUCCAAUCGUUCAUCGAUUGGUGCGGAAGUUUGGCACUGGGUGAGUUUGGCGCGUUUGUUUCUGUGGAAGCCAUGAUAUGGGUUGCAUACCUCAUACCUUGAUAUAUUCAUUUACUGACUUUUGCCUUUUAGGGAGGGCGCCAAAUUACUUACGAAAGGAGACAACAAUGUGGCAGACGAUACCGAGCUAUAUGCCCGAGGACAGGAUUACAUUGAGCGGAAGGAUAUUAUUGGAAGCGUGGUGGCAUACAUACCGUUGGUUGGAUAUGUGACGAUUAUGUUGAGUGAACACCCAUGGCUGAAGACCGUCAUGCUGGGGAUCAUGGGAUUGGUGGUGGUAUUGCAGAGGGAAUAG
Hymenoscyphus albidus is the source of this 970-nucleotide messenger RNA. The record is from the annotation of a GenBank genome assembly. NCBI's taxonomy places the organism in Eukaryota, Fungi, Ascomycota, Leotiomycetes, Helotiales, Helotiaceae.